AUGGCGCCAAGAAGAAGCACAAGAAUCGCUGCUGUAGGCUCAGCAGUUGCGUCAACCCACCACCACAAUCUUAGGAAGCGAAAGGCCCAAGUCUCCAAUGAGGCAGAUCAACCCAAACGAAAGAAGAAAGCACUGAUUAGAAAUACCAAUGACCAUACAAAGAACCGUGCUCUCGCGAAUGAUGGACGAGUUCCUGGGCAAUCAGCUCCAGAGGAUGCCUUAUCGAUUCUUCCGGCAGAGAUUCAGCAAAACAUUCUGGCCUAUGUAAACGAUACAAAAAGUAUGAUCAACCUGGCCAGAACGUCGAGACGCUACUACGCUAUCGCCAUGGCUAUUACCCACAAUCACAUUGCUGUCAAAGUAUACUACUAUGCCCACAUUUCCAAAGUCUUCAGGCUCCUUGAACCUCAUUUGAGUAUCACUCAGAAAAAGGAGCUGAAGAAACUGGGGAAAUAUAAAGGUCGCCAAGAGAGAUUCUCCAGUCGCCUAGAUCAAGACGCUGUUCCAGGCUGCGCGCAACAGGUCCGACAGAUGACUAUCGGCAGUAUCAAUCCGGGGACGAAGCAUAAGAAGGUUGUACUAAGAACGUUGGAGGAAGUAUUGAAGAAUCUGACCAACCUUGAGGUGUUGGAUACGACAGAGUUGACGACAUCGAUGGCAUCCAGCAUUGUUGGAAUGAAAAAUCUCAAAGCGUUGCGCAUCCAGGGCUUCUCAACCAGCAUUAAAUCUCUAUCGCAGCUGCGGGGCCUCAAACAUCUGUCCAUCAGAAGCAUGUCUUCUUGUUUCGGGGGGAUGACCAGGGAGAAAACUCUCAAAUCCAUCAUAUUGAAUUUGUCUCCGACCUUGGAAAGCUUGGAAAUUUACCGAACGCGGUGGCCGUUAAACUUCAAUAACGUCGGAGAGCAUGGUGUUUUGGCGGUCGACGCAGAAUCCUUGAACGAGUCACUCACCUUUCCCGUACUCAAAUCGCUCAGACUAAACUGCCCCUCGCCGAAAGGUGAUAGCAAAAUCUGCCUCUCCAACAUCCUCCGUUCCGUGAAUUUUUUCCAGCUGCAGAAGCUGGAGUUGACGCAAUUGGAAGAAGGAAAAUCGACCUUCUUCAGGUCUCUUCAGAAUUUGUUCAACACGGCUGAAAAGGGCACUGUUCAGCUUCGACACCUCGUGUUGGAUAUGGACGUCGAACAACCGGACUUCAUGGCCUCUGAAAUACAUCUGGAGGAUAUAUACAGAUUCAUCGCAUCGUUCGAGACCCUGACCUCCCUCGACAUUUACAACCAUAACAUAUUCAAGAACAACCUCUUCAAUAAUCCUGGAAUAUCGCGCCGAUUGCGGCGGGUAAUAACCAUGCACAAGGGCCUUCAGUCAUUGCGCUUUCGAUAUACCAGGAACGUUCCACCGUAUGCAUCAGUCAAUACCCUCAGAGCCUUGACAGAAAACUUACCUCAGCUACGAGUACUUGAAAUUCCGUUAGAAGACAAAGACUUUGAUGGAAUAGCAAGAUCGAUCUUGUCUGCUAAAAAGCUAGAAACCCUGAUCUGCUCUUUGUUUAGCAGUUGGAACCAGAGUUCCAAACACGCGACUAUCAUGCUUCUUGGAAAGAUUAUAGGGAGCCUCUUACAUAUUGCUGAGGACAGUGCGGAAUUCGCCUGGGAGGGGGUCUAUUGUCUGAAACAGAUUAAUAUCGGCUUCCGCGAAUUCGCCAUUGGCUCCGAUUUACAACCGACAGAGGACAUGGCAUGUCCCGAGCGCAUCAGCAAAGACGACAAAUCGGUCUGGGUUCAAGAUAAGCGUGUCAUUGCAAGAUCAAGGCAAUUUUAUUACACACCGUUCACAGAAUGGGCGAGUCAAAUUAUGACAUCGGUCUAA
Molecule: messenger RNA, 1866 nt
Organism: Fusarium poae
Lineage: Eukaryota; Fungi; Ascomycota; Sordariomycetes; Hypocreales; Nectriaceae
Exons: 4
Coding region: 1-1866 (621 amino acids)
Molecular function (GO): protein binding
Source: RefSeq, a predicted model, not a curated record